Hemibagrus wyckioides is the source of this 1513-nucleotide messenger RNA. RefSeq names its product Yip1 domain family, member 4 (gene yipf4). The transcript is spliced from 6 exons. Gene Ontology annotation, cellular component: membrane; trans-Golgi network. Gene Ontology annotation, biological process: endoplasmic reticulum to Golgi vesicle-mediated transport; vesicle fusion with Golgi apparatus. Bases 188 to 901 code for a protein of 237 amino acids. The record is from RefSeq and is a predicted model, not a curated record. NCBI's taxonomy places the organism in Eukaryota, Metazoa, Chordata, Actinopteri, Siluriformes, Bagridae.
UUUACUUACUUCCUGCUUCCUGUUUUGUCUGAGAGUAGUCGACGCUGUUCAGUUCCUCCGUGUCCACUCCGUCAUAACGUGGCAAUGAUCUAAAACGUUUUCCGUGGAUUAUUUCCUCACAGAACCAGCGCCGUCCCUGACACCUUAACGGUUAUAAAGAGCUCGCGCAGUGAAGACGGAGCCGGACAUGCAGUUCUCCCCGAGCAGCGGAGACUUUACCUUCGUCUCCUCCACCGGGGCUGAAGAGCUGAGUGGGACGAUCGAUGCCCCGGACAUUAAGGUGACCAUGGGCACUGACCACACUCGAGAUGCCUACGCUGCUAACUUCCUGAGACAGAGAGGUUACGGCUGGCUGCUGGAGGUGGAGGAGGACGAGGCAGAGGAGACCAAACCCUUACUGGAGGAGCUGGACAUUGAUCUGAAGGAUAUCUACUAUAAGGUCCGGUGUGUGUUGAUGCCCAUGCCGUCUCUGGGCUUUAACAGGCAGGUGGUCAGAGAUAAUCCGGACUUCUGGGGGCCGCUGGCCGUGGUGCUGCUUUUCUCCAUGAUCUCCAUCUACGGACAGUUCCGGGUCGUGUCCUGGAUCAUCACCAUCUGGAUAUUCGGAUCACUGACCAUCUUCCUGCUGGCCAGAGUUCUAGGUGGAGAGGUGUCGUAUGGUCAGGUGCUGGGAGUGAUCGGAUACUCACUGCUCCCUCUCAUCGUCAUCGCACCGUUACUGCUGUUCACUGGAGCUUUUGAAAUCCUGUCCACACUCGUAAAGCUGGGGGGCGUGUUCUGGGCGGCGUAUAGCGCUGCGUCGCUGCUCGUCAGUGAUGAGUUCAAGACCAAGAAGCCUCUCCUCAUCUACCCCAUCUUCCUCCUCUACAUCUACUUCCUGUCCCUGUACACCGGAGUCUGAUUGGCCCACAGUCCUUCCUCCACACUUUGCUCGGACUCUGACUCCGCCCUCCACUUGGGGACGGGUCACGUGAUGCUGACGACGGGACAUGGAAUAAAAUAAUCAUUUUUCUUUUCAUUUUUUGUGUACAGUCAAUGUAUUUAAUGUAGCAGAUUGUCUUUAGCUUUUCUGCGUCUGCGCUGGGGUUCUGCUGGUCACACCGCUCCUCACUCUGCCUUCUGGACCAGAGACGUCUGUCCACUGUCCCUCACGUUAAUUCCUAACAGACACAAGUGUAUAUAUUUGUCAGGUUUUGGGGUUUCUGGAAGAUUUUCUGUACUGUAACGAGGAAAAAUUUCAUUUAAAGAGAAAUAUCUCCAUCUUUUUUGUAUGAAGAGGAGAGAGGGGAGAAGCGUGCCUUUACCACAGGGUUUAUAAACACAGGUUCGAGUGGUCAGACUGGAAACAGAGCUCAAACAGAUGAUUUGUGAAAUAACUCCAAAAGCAACGACUUUAUAUUGGACUUUAUAUUUUUUGUUUCACGAAACACACGUUACGAUAAUCCACCAUAUUGUGAUGUUCGUGUACAGCUCAUCAUCAUUAUUACCAUUAAAACACAUUUAUGUCUCAUGA